GGUUUAUGUUAGCUGAUCAGUGUAUUAAAAAGCGCGGUUUUGGUCAAAUAUUGAUACCACAUUUGAUGUUUGAUUCAGUUUCAGUUUUGACAAAGGGUGUUUUAACCCGUGAAGAUACAUUAAAGGGACACGCUAACGUUUUGAGUAACAACACAAAAUAUAGGCUUGUGUUGUCUCAGGCUUUACUCUGCUCUGAACUGAGUAAAAUCGACCUGAUACUUUGUUUUACACUCAAGACGAACUUUGUUUGGUUUUCUGGGUGUGUGCCUUACGUCAUUAUUCAUAAAUGCAUUACUGAAGGUUUAUGACAGUUUAUCAGUGCUCAAAAAGGGAAAAUGUAUGUCAAACCAUUCCUAACCUGUUGAUUCAUUCCUUAUUUGGUUUUCAUUCACACCUUAAUCCACGCCCGCUUCUGGAUCAUCCUCCGUCGGAACGGGAAUAAAUACAGAUGCAAACCCCUACACUGAAGAAUACAGUGAUUUACAAUGUUUGAUCUUUCAUCUCUGUCUGUGACCUGGACCCUGGUGGUUCUGGUCAUAACCCUCCUGUAUAUGUAUGGUGUUUGGCCACAUGGGUUUUUCAAAAAACUGGGAAUUCCAGGACCAAGACCUUGGCCUUUUGUUGGCACAUUUCUCUCCUACACUAAAGGCUUUUUUAAUUUCGAUAUGGAGUGUGCUAAGAAGUAUGGAAAAGUAUGGGGGAUCUAUGAUGGAAGGUUGCCGAUACUAAUGGUCACAGACCUGGAAAUGAUCAAAACGAUUAUGGUGAAAGAAUGUUAUUCUACCUUCACUAACCGAAGGGAAGUAAAUGUGGAUCUUGCUGGCCCCCUUGCUGAUGGAAUAACUUUAGUUAAAGAUGAGAGGUGGAAGCGAAUCCGUGGUACACUCUCUCCAUAUUUCACUAGUGGCCGGCUGAAGGAGAUAUUUCCUAUUGCUUUGACACAUGCUGAUCGGUUUAUUAAAAAUAUGCAAAAGGGAGACCACGAGCAGCCGGUUAAAAUUAAAGAGGUUAUGGCUCCUUACAGUUUAGAUGUGGUCACCAGCUCAUCUUUUAGCGUUGACAUCGACUCCAUAAACAACCCUGAUGAUCCUUUUGUUACCAACAUAAAGAACUUUUUAAAGUUCAGUCUGUUCAGCCCUUUAAUUCUUUUUUUGACUUUAUUCCCCUCUAUUGCAAUUCUUUUGGGGAAGAUGGGAAUAAGCAUGUUUUCAAGGUCAACUAUGAAUUUUUUCUACAAGGCCCUGAGAAAGAUAAAGGACGAGCACAAGGAUUCAAAUGGUCGGGUAGACUUUCUCAGACUCAUGAUCCAGAAUCAAAUACCUGAUGAUCAAGUGAAGGACACCACAAGUGAACAACCAGUAAAAGGAUUAACAGACCAUGAGAUUCUCUCCCAAUCCUUCAUUUUUAUCAUGGGUGGUUAUGAGACUACAAGCACGACUCUCUCUUUCCUCCUCUUUAAUCUUGCUACUAAUCCGGACUGCCUGGAAAAGCUGGUGGAAGAGAUUGACAAAAACUUCCCUCUUGAUACUCCUAUCUCAUAUGAUGCAUUGAUGAAAAUGGAUUACUUGGAAAUGGCCAUAAAUGAGUCAAUGCGUCUCCUUCCCACUGCCCCACGCCUGGAAAGGGUCUGUAAGAAGGCUGUAGAGAUGAAUGGCAUCAGCAUACCAAAAGACACACUGAUUUCAAUUCCUACAUAUGUUUUAAAUCGUGACCCGCAGCUUUGGGAUUCUCCUCAGGAGUUCAGACCUGAGAGGUUCAGCCCAGAGAAUAAGUCUGAGUUUCUCCAGUACGCUUUCAUGCCUUUUGGACUCGGCCCUCGAAACUGCAUUGGAAUGAGGUUUGCUUUAAUGAUCGUGAAGCUUCUUGUUGUGAAGCUGCUACAGAACUUCAGUGUGGAAACAUGUAAAGAGACACAGAUUCCUCUAGAACUGAAUCCUGUUUUCCAGCCAAAGGUUCCCAUCACACUGAAGUUCACACCAAGGAAAAGGAAUAAUUAAAAUACAGAACAUUCAUUCAUUGAUUUCAUUCAUUUUCUUUUCGGCUUAGUCCUUUUAUUAAUCCGGUGUCGCCACAGCGGAAUGAACUGCCAACUUAUCCAGCAUAUGUUUUACGCAACGGAUGCCCUUCCAGCAGCAACACAUCUCUGGGAAACAUCCAUACACACUCAUUCACACUCAUACACUAUGGACAAUUUAGCCUACCAAAAUCACCUAUACCGCAUGUCUUUAGACUGUGGGGGAAACCGGAGCACCCGGAGGAAACCCAUGCGAAAGAAGGGAGAACAUGCAAACUCCACACAGAAACGCCAACUGAACCAGCCGAGGCUCGAACUAGCGACCUUCUUGCUGUGAGGCGACAGAACUACCUACUGCGCCAAAAUACAGAACAUGUUAAUGUGAUUGUGCAGAUUAUUUUAUAAUAGAUAGACAGAAUUUUAAACAAUUACAUGGAGCAUAGCUUCAUUUUAAGUAGCCAUAGUUUACCGUAUGCUCAGUCUUUUUUUCUUUUCAACCUUUACAGCAUACUUUUUCAAUUCAUGAUGCUGAUGAUUCCCGAUUCAUUCAUUUUGUGUAGUUUAAAAUAUAAGAAAAACACUACAUGUCAAAAUGACAAUUCAGUUGUACGCAUGUCUAGUUAUAUAACAGUAUAAAUCAAACACUGAAUGCUGUAUAAUUAUGUGUAAAUAAUAAAUUCUUAAUGUGUCUGUUUAUCCAGUAUUUACCAUAAUUUUAGAGCUGAAUAAUUCCUUAAUGUAUAGUGUGCCUUUGUGGAUUUGAAACCUUGAUUUAGCAAAAGAUAUGAUGAAGAAACUUUGCCUUUAGUAACAAAUUUACAAACACACACAAAACAAUAUGUUAAGAGGUCUUUAGAAAAGAUCUUUUGAAACCAGAGGUAUAUAGAACAGUCACUUUCGGUUUUUACCUUGGUGACUUUUUGUUUUGAUUGAGCAAACACAGGUUUUGAGCUCAAGAAGGUGGUUUUGUUACUUUGAUAACUUACACUUUCUUUUGAGCUGUUGGUGAGCCUACAUUAUUAAAAUCAGUUGACUGAUUUGCAUUCAUAUGAUAAUAUUUGCUUUAAGUCUUCUCAAACUUUCACUGCAUCAGCAGUUUAUUUUGGCCUUGUGGAUGUGUUUUAAUUCAUUAUAUGUCUGUUAAUCUUCAACAAAGAAUUGGACAAUUGUCUUUCUUUUGUCAUGUGAUUGGCUGUCUGCUGCACGUGAUCCAGAGUUAAUCACUAAACCCUGAGUUAACAAAGAAAGCUCAUAUCAGUCAUGCCUUAACCUGAUCUUAACCAGUUAGAAUUUCUUUAGAUUUGUCAGCCUGAAGUUUACUCCAAAAACUAGAGUUUGUACAACUUUUGUUUAUGGGUGUACAACAUUUGUUUAUGGGUCAAUGAUGUGAUGCUCAUUUUUACAUGUCCAUGUCAUUUAAAUCAAUUCAAAAAGGUUACAGUUUCAAAAUAAAUAAGCAAAUUACUUGCAUACAUUCUCUA
This is a messenger RNA of Danio aesculapii, 3495 nucleotides long. RefSeq names its product cytochrome P450 3A40-like. The coding region runs from base 486 to 1997 and encodes 503 amino acids. The record is from RefSeq and is a predicted model, not a curated record. The transcript has 13 exons. NCBI's taxonomy places the organism in Eukaryota, Metazoa, Chordata, Actinopteri, Cypriniformes, Danionidae. Gene Ontology annotation, molecular function: iron ion binding; steroid hydroxylase activity; oxidoreductase activity, acting on paired donors, with incorporation or reduction of molecular oxygen.